ACAACUAAUUUGACCAAUAAGGCAAGGAGGUUUUAGUCAACCGACGCAGAUGAGCGAGAGAAUCAUUCCAGUCUUCAAUGGGGCGAAUCGUUCAUCGCAUUCCUCAUGCCUUUACAUAAUUGUAUAGCUAAAGAAGACACCGAAUGGCAUGGUAGUUGCGCAGAUAGCCUAGGCUACAUCAUAACACUUUUCCUGGAACGGAGUUUGCCUUUUUGAACGUUAAAACGACGACGGAACUGUUCUUUCUACUUCAUCUUGUCUGUGCGGCAAAGCAAUGGAACGCAGAAGUUGAAUAAUUCAGUAUUGUGAAGCCUCUACUGCUGUGAAGAUAAGUGGAGAGUGCCUGUGAACUUGUAUUGUAACAGUGUAUCAAACUUUGGGGAACAUUUCAAAUGAACAAAUUGCAGGCCAUGUGCGGUUUUCACACGGUAUCACUGCAUUGCACAUUAUUUGGUGAACCUCGUUCAUUCCCCACUGGCGCGUACUGAAUGGGAGGGAAUGGAUUUGGAUGACUUCUUUUUGACAUAUUUGAUGAAUAUACUGAUAACCAAAUUCAUAUGUUGAAGUCUUUCGUUUAUUCGGAUCAGUCUACUUCGAAAUGGCAAGUUUUGCCGGGUUUAUAAAGUGGACUGGGAGAUCAACUUUGUAUUUAUGCUGUGCGUUUGCCCUGUUCGGUUGUCUUUGCAUUGCGUCCCCCACUCAUGGUCGUCGGCUCAUCUGUUGGCAAGCCAUUAUGAAGUGUCAUGGAGAGCCGGAUUGUCACUACGCAUAUGACCAAUACCUUUACGCCUGUGCGCCUGUUAUCAACGGGGAUAGGAAGAAGUGUCCCAGCCACUGCAUAUCGUCCCUUAUCCAGCUGAAUCUAACUGAGACCGGCCCGUCUCUAGAGGACUGUGACUGCGCCUCGGACCCCGUCUGCCGGAGCACCAAACGCGCCAUAGAGCCGUGCCUGCCUCGGACAAGCAACAUGGGCUGCACCGAAGCCCGGCGGCAGUGCGAGAGCGAUUACCAAUGUAGCUCGGCAAUGCGUGACUAUUUGUUUCACUGCCGUAAACUUUUCGGAGGCGAGAGAUGUUCGGACGAUUGCAGGAGGGUGAUAGCCAACAUGCGCAAUAUGCCCAAAGCACAACAACUUGAUACUUGUGUUUGUGAUGGCACGGAGAGGACGAUAUGCGAGUACGUCAAAGUUAGUAUGAAAAACUUUUGCUUUGACUCUAUGGACAGAUACGCAGGCAGCGGGUUUUCUGAUUCGGACUCUGAAGAUGAUUAUGAUGAUAUGGAGGAUUAUGUCUAUGUGGAAAACGCUAGUGAUUCACCUAAAUCCGCCUGUCGGGGUGUAUGGACUUCUACUGUGGCCACCAUUUUGGUUCUAAUGCGUCUUAUCUGAUAGGGCAGUCUACCCAAGUUGAUUCAGCUGUUGGGGAAGUUGUUAGAGAAAUAGAGAGCCCUGUGAAAGGUUGACACAGAGAGACAGAAUAGCCCAUGAAAGUGUUGUGACACCAGCACACCUGCUUUAGCAUAUACUUUGUGUGUUUGGAAGAUUUUAUGGCCUUUGCUCUGCUGUCUUCAUAAUGGGGCUUCUCAACAUUCUAUCUGGUCUCAGUCUCAGUCUUUAAGCUCUAGUCAGUUGGUAAUCAUCUAAGUGAGAUGUAAAAAUGCAUUUACCUAACCACAGUUUGAUUUGUUAUUCAAUAUUAUUAGCCUUAAUCAUGUCCCAGACAUUUCCAUAAACUCAGUAUCAAUAUCAAGUUAAGGGAGAUUAUUUUUAUAUGUCAAAAUGUGUGAAGUUAAAUUGUACAGUAUAUUGUAUGAUAUGGAUUUUUUUCCCCAGAGUUAUUUGUUUAUUACUGCUAAGAGGAUUUUUGCACUGUAUAGAAAUGUCAUGAAAUGCUUCACUGUCUACAUUGUAUUUUAGUGAAAAUAUAAAUGUUCUUGCUUAAAAUUC
Oncorhynchus nerka (sockeye salmon) is the source of this 1945-nucleotide messenger RNA. Its product is annotated as growth arrest-specific protein 1-like. Lineage: Eukaryota; Metazoa; Chordata; Actinopteri; Salmoniformes; Salmonidae. The record is from RefSeq and is a predicted model, not a curated record. The transcript has a single exon. Bases 599 to 1387 code for a protein of 262 amino acids. Gene Ontology annotation, biological process: regulation of cell cycle.